Molecule: messenger RNA, 25495 nt
Organism: Coregonus sp. 'balchen'
Lineage: Eukaryota; Metazoa; Chordata; Actinopteri; Salmoniformes; Salmonidae
Source: the annotation of a GenBank genome assembly
AGGAAACUUCACGGUUCCGAAGCUGCUCCCGGAAUCCAACAUGGUGUUCGGAGUUCUAGGUGUGUUCUUGGGUCUACUCCUUGAGGUUUCCACACACGGACCCCACAGCGUUCCCCGGACCUCCUGGAAACACGAAGGUAUGGUAACAUAAUCAGCACUUUCCCUCACAGACACUCACACUGCAGCAGACCUGGGUAAAGUAUUCUCAAAUACUUGAGGACUAGAUUAAGUUUGCCCAGUACAAUAGAACCAAUGGACUGUAGAGAAAUGAUUUACCGGAGAGAUGGUGGUAGGUCAUUUUCUUCUAAAAUUCUCAUAAACAUUCACCCAGGGUUCACUAUUUUAAAGACAUUACAUCAGUCAACACAGUCUCCCUUGAGUCUCUGCCCAGCCUUUCAAGCUUCUUGAAGGGGGGAGGAAGUUCAGUAACUGUUUGUAUGCUGCUAUUGACAAAUAAUGGCUCCAGUAAUCAAAUCACAUUUUAUUUGUCACAUGCUUGGUAAACAACAAGUGUAGACUAACAGUGAAAUGCUUACUGACGGGUCCAUUUCUAACAAUGCAGGGUUAAAGAUAAAAAAAUUGAAAUGGUGAUAAAAGGAAUAAAUACACAGUGAAUAACAAUAACGAGUAAAAAAUAACACUGCUAUAUACAGGAAGUAGCAGGUAAUAACAUGGCUAUAUACAGGAAGUACCAGGUAAUAACAUGGCUAUAUACAGGGACUACCAGGUAAUAACAUGGCUAUAUACAGGAAGUAGCAGGUAAUAACAUGGCUAUAUACAGGGAGUACCAGGUAAUAACAUGGCUAUAUACAGGAAGUAGCAGGUAAUAACAUGGCUAUAUACAGGGAGUACCAGGUAAUAACGUGGCUAUAUACAGGGAGUUCCAGGUAAUAACGUGGCUAUAUACAGGAAGUAGCAUGUAAUAACAUGGCUAUAUACAGGGAGUACCAGGUAAUAACAUGGCUAUAUACAGGAAGUAGCAGGUAAUAACAUGGCUAUAUACAGGAAGUAGCAGGUAAUAACAUGGCUAUAUACAGGAAGUACCAGGUAAUAACAUGGCUAUAUACAGGGAGUACCAGGUAAUAACAUGGCUAUAUACAAGGAGUACCAGGUAAUAACAUGGCUAUAUACAGGGAGUACCAGGUAAUAACAUGGCUAUAUACAGGGAGUUCCAGGUAAUAACAUGGCUAUAUACAGGAAGUUCCAGGUAAUAACAUGGCUAUAUAGGUAGCUUAGUGGUAAAGAGCGUUGUGCCAGUAACCGAAAGGUCGCUGGUUCUAAUCCCCGAGCCAACUAGGUGAAAAAUCUGUCUGUGUGCCCUUGAGCAAGGCACUUAACCCUAAUUGCUCCUGUAAGUCGCUCUGGAUAAGAGCGUCUGCUAAAUGACUAAAAAUGUAAAUGUAAGUACCAGGUAAUAACAUGGCUAUAUACAGGGAGUUCCAGGUAAUAACGUGGCUAUAUACAGAGAGUACCAGGUAAUAACAUGGCUAUAUACAGGGAGUUCCAGGUAAUAACGUGGCUAUAUACAGGAAGUAGCAGGUAAUAACAUGGCUAUAUACAGGGAGUACCAGAUAAUAACAUGGCUAUAUACAGGGAGUACCAGGUAAUAACAUGAUUAUAUACAGGGAGUAACAGUACCGAGUCUAUGUGCAGGGGUACAACGUAAUUGAGGUGGCUAUGUACAUAUAGGUAGGGAUAAAGUGACUAGGCAACGGGAUAGAUAAUAGACAGCAGCAGUGUGUAUGUUGUGUUGAGGUGUGUUGUGUGUGGGUAGAGUCCAGUGUGUGUGCAUAAUUGGUGCAAGAGUUAGCGCAAAAAAGGGUCAAUGCAUGUAGCUAUUUAGCGGUCUUGUUUAGCAGUCUUAUGGCUUGGGGGUAGAAGCUGUUCAGCGUCCUGUUGGUUCCAGACUUGGUGCACUGGUCCAGGCUAUAGCUUGGGUGGCUGAAAUCUUUGACAAUUCUCUGGGCCUUCGUCUGACACCUGGAUGGCAGGAAGCUUGGCCCCGGUGAUGUACUGAGCCGUACGCAUUACCCUCUGUAGUGCCUGGCGGUCAGAUGCCGAGCAGUUGCCAUACCAGGCGGUGAUGCAACCAGUCAGGAUGCUCUCGACGGUGCAGCUGUAUAACUUUUUGAGGAUCUGAGGACCCAUGCCAAAUCUUUUCAGUCUCCUGAGGGGGAAUAGGCUUUGUCGUGCCCUCUUCAUGACCGUCUUGGUUUGUUUGGACCAUGAUAGUUUGUUGGUGAUGUGGACACCAAGGAACUUGAAGCACUCAACCUGCUCCACUACAGCCCCGUCGAUGAGAAUGGGGGCGUGCUCGGUCCUCCUUUUCCUGUAGUCCACAAUCAUCUCUUUUGUCUUGAUCACGUUGAGUGAGAGGUUGUUAUCCUGGCACCACACGGCCAGAUCUCUGACCACCUCCCUAUAGGCUGUCUCAUCGUUGUCUGUGAUCAGGCCUACCACUGUUGUGUAGUCGGCAAACUUAAUGAUGGUAUUGGAGUCGUGCUUGGCCAUACAGUCAUGGGUGAACAGGGAGUACAGGAGGGGGACUGAGCACGCACCCCUGAGGGGCCCCCGUGUUGAGGAUCAGCGUGGCAGAUGUGUUGUUAGCUACCCUUACCACCUGGGGGUGGCCCAUCAGGACCUUAGUGUUCUUGGACACAGGGACUAUGGUGGUCUGCUUGAAACAUGUUGGUAUUAUAGACUCCGUCAGGGACAGGUUGAAAAUGUCAGUGAAGACAUUGCACUCUGCAGCUCGCGGCUGUGCUUCCCUUUGUAGUCCGUAAUAGUUUGCAAGCCCUGCCACAUCCGACGAGCGUCGGAGCCGGUGUAGUACGAUUCAAUCUUAGUCCUGUAUUGACGAUUUGCCUGUUUGAUGGUUCAUCGGAGGGCAUAGCGGAAUUUCUUAUAAGCAUCCGGGUUAGAGACCUGCUCCUUGAAAGCGGCAGCUCUACCCUUUAGCUCAGUGCGGAUGUUGCCUGUAAUCCAUGGCUUCUUGUUGGGGUAUGUACGUACGGUCACUGUGGGGACGACGUCAUCGUUGCACUUAUUGAUGAAGCCAGUGACUGAUGAGGUGUACUCCUCAAUGCCGUGGGAAGAAUCCCGGAAUUUAUUCCAAUCUGUGCUAGCAUAACAGUCCUGUAGCAUAGCAUCAGCGUCAUCUGACCACUUCUGUAUUGAGCGAGUAACUGGUACUUCCUGCUUUAGUUUUUGCUUGUAAACAAGAAUCAGGAGGAUAUAAUUAUGGUCAGAUUUGCCAAAUGGAGGGCGAGGGAGAGCUUUGUACACGUCUCUGUGUGUGGAGUAAAGGUGGUCUAGAGUUUUAUUUUCCCUCAGCUUGCACAUUUAACAUGCUGGUAGAAAUUAGGUAAAACGGAUUUAAGUUUGCCUGCAUUAAAGUCCCUGGCCACUAGGAGCGCUGCCUCUGGAUGAGCAUUUUCUUGUUUGCUUAUGGCCUUAUAUAGCUCAUGGGCCCUUCCGCAUCUGAGAGUUUUUACCCGGCAUGCAUCUGGAAACCUGUGCCCUCUCACACCUGAUGCUGGCGCUGCCAGACACUCAACCUAAUGCAAACUACUGCCAUCUCCACCAUCAAUCACCACACACACACACACACACAAAGCAUUCUGAGGAGCCAUAACGAUAGACACUCGGACAGAUGCACCAAGGAGACUGGUUUAUAACCCCUCUAUAACUUAUUUUAUAACCCCUAAACAGAUCUAGACUGGACUGGCCCGGUAUUAUGUCUAAGAGGAACACUAUAUGCCUAUCUAUCCCUCACUGUUGAAAUUGUAGAUAAGCAAUAAGGAAAUAAUUAGUUGCUUUUCUUCAGUAACUAUGUGAAAUUGCUUGACUUUACUUUUGACCUAGAUUCAAUCAUGGGUGUUGGCAUUGGACAAUGUUUAAAAUCUGUGUGUCUUGUUUAUCAACAGAGCUCAAUUUGGUGGAGUUUUCUGAGCCAGGAAUCUUCAACUAUUCCACUCUGUUGUUGAGUGAGGAUAAGGAUGUGCUGUACGUUGGAGCAAGGGAGGCCAUCUUUGAACUCAGCAUGACCAAUGUGUCAAUCAAGAACAACAAGGUACAGAAAGGUUUUAUCAUUUCAAAAGGUCUCAACUUGAAAGUUUGUCUUUGAAAAUGUUUCUAUUUAAAUGGCCUCCCUGCAGGUUCAAUGGAAGGCCUCUGAAAACCACAUGACGAUGUGCAUCUUAAAAGGAAAAUCUAAAGAGGUACGUCUGCUAUUCCAUCAAAUGACUGACUUCUUAUCCGUGUGAAAGGAAGCCAUGUCUUGGCUCUCCGGUAUCUCGAUUUGUUUCGUUCUGUUAUCUCUCUCAGCCAGGUGUAAAUGUGUCUCCGUGAUGUGUUUUACAGACAGACUGUCUAAACUACAUCCGGGUGUUACAAGUGUUUGACGACAACCGACUGUAUGUCUGUGGGACACAUGCUUUUCAGCCUGUCUGUUACUACCUGGUAAGUGGAUUACGUUUACAAUUUAGUCAUUUAGCAGACACUCUUAUCCAGAGCGACUGACAGGAGCAAUUCCUUUGCUCUAGGGCGCAUCGACAUAUAUUUUUUUCACCUGGUCAAUUCAGGGAUUCAAACCAGCGACCUUUCGGUUACUGGCCCAACGCUCUUAACCGCUAGGCUACCUGCCGCCCCUGGAUCACUCUGGAGACAGCCACCUCUUUAUAGAUUUAUUUUAUUAUAUCUUUAUUUUAUUUCAAGUUACAGGUAGAAAUGAAAGGAAUUGAAUCAAUGUAGUGUCUUUAUUGUCCACACCAUGUUGAAAUUCAACUUUGUCUUCACAGUAAGUAGUAAUCAUUGUGUAAUAAUCAUAUUUGUGCUCUCAUCAGUCCCUAAAGGAUUUCAGUCUGGAGGGUUCAGCGGAGGACGGGAGAGGGAAGUGUUCCUUUGACCCAUCUCAGAGCUUCACUACGGUCAUGGUUGGUAAGUAGACCCAGAUUUAAUCAAUAGUAGACACAGAUUUAAUCAAUAGUAGACCCAGAUUUCAUCAAUAGCUUUUUUGGUACACAGCCCUAAACACAUAAUUAUCCUGAUUUUAUAAUAUUUUGAGGCAUUUAGGCCCGAAAAAACAACCAAACCUGGUUUAGAGAAAAACAAGUCAGAGCUUUAUUAUAGCUACAUCUUAUUUGUGUUUUCUUCUGUCUUUUUAGAUGGAGAACUUUACUCUGGAACCUCAUAUAACUUCUUAGGAAGUGAGCCGAUCAUCUACAGAUAUUCUCUUUCACAGAGUCUGCGGACAGAGUAUUCAACAUCUUGGCUGAACGGUAAAGGCUGUGAUACUUGCUCCUCUCCAUAUAAGGAAUUUGUUGCCCCUACCCCACAUUUCCCAGGAAUAUUCUUAUCAUGUUACUGAAUGUAUCCAGAGUGUUUUCAGAUUUUGUUAUCAACAAAUGCGGCUAUAAGUAGAGUAAAGGCAAAAUCAACAGUGUAAUGUUUUGGAUUCAGUCUGGUGUCAGGUGAACUGUUGUCCUCAAUUUUAGUCAAAUAACUUUCCCAUAAUCUCCAAACUAUUCCCUUUCAAUUGCUACCAUGGUUAUGCACAUGCUCUUCAUAUUUCUUCUGUAAGACAUGUCUAUUUAGCCCUUUCCAUAUAGGCCAAUUCCCACGAGUGUAAAGGGUUAAGGAGCUUACAUCCAAGAUCCUCUAAAAAAGUAACAGCUGAUCCACCUUCAGGUUUUCCUCACUCUGUUCAAUAUACAGAGAAACCAUUUAUUUACCACUGACCCAUCCAAUAUCUCUCUCGACCCCACAGAACCCAGUUUUGUUUUUGCUGAUGUCAUCAGAGAGGGGAAGAACAGUGCAGAUGGCGAGGAUGAUAAGAUCUACUACUUCUUUACUGAGGUGUCUGUGGAGUACGAGUUCUUUGGCAAGCUGCUCAUCCCCAGGAUAGCACGCGUCUGUAAGGUUAGGACACGUCAGCGGAGUAGCUAACCAUCUGCCACUGGCACCGCUAUGGUGUUCUCUCCCUCCCCCUCUCUCUCUCUCUCUCUCUCUCUGUCUCUGUCUCUGUCUCUCUCUCUUCUCCCUUCUCUCUCUUCUCCCUUCUCUCUCUUGCUGUCUUUCUUCAAACCACAGUACCGUUUUUUCCCCUGUGUCCUGUUUCAACUGGUUGAAGGUUGUGGGUUCAAUUCCUGCAGGGAUCAAUUAUACAUACAAAAAAUGUUUGGAUGAAAGUGUCUGCUAAGUGUCAUAUGUUGUUUUAUUAUUAUAUAUGAAUGUGCCUCAUCUCUCUGCAGGGUGAUCUGGGAGGCCAGCGGACACUACAGAAGAAAUGGACCAGUUUCCUGAAGGCCAAGCUGGUGUGUUCCAUGCCAGAGCUCAACUUUGUGUUCAACUGUGGUUCAUGACGUGUUCAUACUGAAGACUCCUGACUGGAGAGAGACGGUCAUCUACGGAGUGUUCACAUCCCAGUGGUGAGUUAGCAUCUUCUGUCAGGACACUGUAAUAACUUUAGUAACACCAUUUUAUUAACGUGUUAGUGUCUUCAGAAAGUAUUCAUGCCCCUUGACUUAUUCCACAUUUUGUUGUGUUACAGCCUGACUUUAAAAUGUAUUUAAAAAAAUAUCUCACCCAUCUACACACAAUACCCCAUAACGAUGAAAUGAAAACAUGUUUUUAUAAUUUUUGGAUAAUUUAUUGAAAAUGAAAUACCGAAAUAUCUAAUUUACAUAAGUAUUCAAACCCCUGAGUCAAUACUUUGUAGAAGCACAUUUGGCAGCAAUUACAGCUGUGAGUCUUUCUGGGUGAGUCUUUAACAGCUUUCCACACCUGGAUUGUGCAACAUUUGCCCAUUAUUCUUCAAGCUCUGUCAAAUUGGUUGUUGAUCAUUGCUAGACAACCAUGUUCAGGUCUUGCUAUUAGAUUUUCAAGUAGAUUUAAGUGAAAACUAACUCAGCGACCCAAGAACAUUCACUGUCUUCUUGGUAAGCAACUCCAGUGUAGAUUUGGCCUUGUGUUUUAGGAUAUUGUCCUGCUGGAAUGUGAAUUAAUCUUCCAGUGUCUGGUGGAAAGCAGACUGAACAAGGUUUUCCACUAGUUUUCCUAAGCUCGUAUUACGAGGAUGGGAUCCACCCAAAUCAUUUGGGUUCCUGGAUCCUUUCACAGCAUUAUAAGGCUGCGUUGAGACAAUGACUUAUCAAUGACCCAAGUCCAGCUCAUUUAAUCCCUACCAUUGUGUCGCUGAGUUGUCAUAAUGAUUCAGCAAAUGUACAUAAUAAUAAUAUGCCAUUUAGCAGACGCUUUUAUCCAAAGCGACUUACAGUCAUGCGUGCAUACAUUUUUAUGGGUGGUCCCGGGGAUCGAACCCACUACCUUGGCGUUACAAGCGCCGUGCUCUACCAGCUGAGCUACAGAGGACCACUACAUUAUCCUAGGGGCGUUGGAAGACACAAUGUAAAUAACCUAAUUUAUGUCCCUCCUACUGCCCGGAAUGCCUCUGCUGAUCCUACAGCUAUUGUAUGCAGUAAUCAUAUGCCUAUGAACCAGAGUAAUACUGUUAGCACUGAGGUGGUGUGCCCUAUGAGGAAGUCCACUGUGUGCAGCUCACCCUGCACUAAUAAAAAUAACUUGAGUAUGUCUACCUCUGCUAAGCUUCCCAGUAAAGCAGGAAAAAAGCAUCCCAGAAAAGUGUUAAAAAUAGCCCAAGUUAACAUAUGUAGCUUAAGAAACAAGGUUCAUGAAAUCAAUAAUUUGCUAGUAACAGAUGACAUUCAUAUUCUGACAAUCUCUGAAACUCACUUAGAUAAUACCUUUGAUGAUACAGUGGUAGCAAUACAAGGUUAUAACAUUUACAGAAAAUACAGAAAUGCCAAUGGGGGCGGUGUUGUGGUCUAUAUUCAGAACCACAUUCCUGAAAAGCUUAGGGAGGAUCUCAUGUUAAAUACUGUUGAAGUAAUACGGCUACAGGUUCACCUGCCUCACCUAAAGCCCAUUCUGGUGGGAAGCUGCUAUAGACCACCAAGUGCGAACAGUCAGUAUCUGGAUAACGUGUGAAAUGCUUGAUAAUAUAUGUGAUAUCAAUAGAGAGGUAUACUUUCUGGGUGAUUUAAAUAUUGACUGGCUGUCAUCAGGAUGCCCACUCAAGAGAAAGCUUAAAACUGUAACCAGUGCCUGCAACCUGGUUCAGAUUAUCAGUCAACCUACCAGGGUAGUUACAAACAGUACAGGAAUGAAAUCAUCAACAUGUAUUGAUCAUAUCUUUACUAAUGCUGCAGAAAUUUGUUUGAAAGCAGUAUCCAAAUCCAUCGGAUGUAGUGAUCACAAUAUAAUAGCCAUAUCUAGGAAAACUGAAGUUCCAAAGGCUGGGCCUAAUAUUGUGUAUAAGAGGUCAUACAAUAAGUUCUGUAGUGAUUCCUAUGUUGUUGAUGUGAAUAAUAUUUGUUGGUCUGUGGUGUGUAAUGACGAGCAACCAGAAGCUGCACUUCACACAUUUAUGAAAUUGCUUAUCCCAAUUACUAAUAAGCAUGCACCCAUUUAAGAAAAUGACUGUAAAAACUGUUAAAUCCCGUGGAUUGAUGAGGAAUUGAAAAAUUGUAUGGUUGAGAGGGAUGAGGCAAAAUGGAUGGCAAAUAGGUCUGGCUGUACAACCGACUGGCAAACGUACUGCAAAUUGAGAAAUCAUGUGACUAAACUGAAUAAAAAGAAGAAGAAACAAAGAUAAAUGACAUAAAGAAUAAUAGUAAAAAGCUUUGGAGCACCUUAAAUGAAAUUUUGGGCAAAAAGGCAAACUCCGCUCCAUCAUUCAUUGAAUCAGAUGGCUCAUUCAUCACAAAACCCACUGAUAUUGCCAACUACUUUAAUGAUUUUUUCAUUGGCAAGGUUAGCGAACUUAGGCAUGACAUGCCAGCAACAAACGCUGACACUACACAUCCAAGUAUAUCUCACCAAAUUAUGAAAGACAAGCAUUGUAAUUUUGCAUUGGCAUGUUGAAUAAACCAAGCUGUCUGUUUGAACUACUGGCAUACAGCUAGGACACCCAUGCAUACCCCACCACACAUGCAUACCCCACCACACAUGCAUACCCCACCACCCAUGCAUACCCCACCACCCAUGCAUAACCCACCACCCAUGCAUACCCCACCACACAUGCAUACCCCACCACACAUGCAGAGAUCAUCCGUUCACCUACUCUGCGUCUCACAAUGACAUAGCCGUUGGAACCAAAAUUCUCAAAUUUGGACUCAACAGACCAAAGGACAGAUGUCCACCGGUCUAAUGUCCAUUGCUCAUGUUUCUUGGCCCAAGCAAGUCUCUUCUUAUUAUUGGUGUCCUUUAGUAGUGGUUUCUUUGCAGCAAAUCGACCAUGAAGGCCUGAUUCACGCAGUCUCCUCUGAACAGUUGAUGUUGAGCUGUGUCUAUAACUUGAACUCUGUGAAGCAUUUAUUUGGGCUGCAGUUUCUGAGGUGCAGUUAACUCUAAUGAACUUAUCCUCUGCAGCAGAGGUAACUCUGGGUCUUCCUUUCCUGUGGCGGUCCUCAUGAGAACCAGUUUCAUCAUAGCGCUUGAUGGUUUUUGCGACUGCACUUGAAGAAACGUUCAAAGUUCUUGACAUUUUCCGGAUUGACUGACCUUCAUGUCUUAAAGUAAUGAUGGACUGUCAUUUCUCUUUGCUUAUUUGAGCUGUUCUUGCCAAAAUAUGGACUUGGUCUUUUACCAAAUAGGGCCAUCUUCUGUAUACCACUCCUACCUUGUCACAACACAACUGAUUGGCUCAAACGCAUGAUGGAAAGAAAUUCCACAAAUUAACUUUUAACAAGGCACACCUGUUAAUUGAAAUACAUUCCAGGUGACUACCUCAUGAAGCUGGUUGAGAGAAUGCCAAGUGUGUGCAAAGCUGUCAUCAAGGCAAAGGGUGGCUGCUUUGAAGAGUCUCAAAUCUAAAAAUAUAUUUUGAUUUGUUUAACACUUUUUUUGGUUACUACAUGAUUCCAUAUGUGUUAUUUCAUAGUUUUGAUGUCUUCACUAUUAUUCUACAAUGUAUAAAAUAGUAAAAAUAAAGAAAAACACUGGAAUGAGUAGGUCUGUCCACAUUUUUUGACUGGUAGUGUAUAUGGAUGAUAAGGAUGACUCAUGGGCGGCGCACAAUUGGCCCAGCGUCGUCCAGGGUAGGGGAGGGAAUGGCCGGCAGGGAUGUAGCUCAGUUGAUAGAGCAUGGUGUUUGCAACGCCAGGGUUGUGGGUUCGAUUCCCACGGGGGGCCAGUAUAAAAAAAUAUAUAUAUGUAUUCACUAACUGUAAGUCGCUCUGGAUAAGAGCGUCUGCUAAAUGACUAAAAUGUAAAUGUAAAAUGUAUAAAUCCAGGCACAUUUAACGGUUAGGCUAUUGAUUAUAGACCUAAUUAAGUUGGGGUUUCCGAUCUUCUCACUUUUCUUAGACAAUUAAGGCCAAGGGCUGUUUUCUCGUCUCCUAACUCCACCGCAUUGUUCUCAACACCAAUAUGCUGGUUAACUUUGCUAUUAUGCACAUAGCAACACGGUCUAGGAAUAGGCGCCAAUUCAACAGCGCGCUGAUGUUUCAGAACCGCGGACAGCGACCGCUAUCAAACGCAGGAGAAAGCGCAUUUGUUAUAAAAUAAUAAAACAUGUAUUAGUGUUGCACCAUUGUCCUUAACCAAAUACAAUUGCAGCAGCACAUGUCUUAGAGUGAUGGACUGUGCCAUCCCCACGGCCUCCACAAUGGAUCAGUCCACUCAGACAGGAGCCAAUCAGACAGGUGUCUUGUACACCAUGCAUUAUUUUUUUUGCUACUGCUCGACUAAAGAAAUCUUGAUCGACCAAACACUCGACCAGUCGACUAAAUGGGGUCACCCCUAGGAAGGACGCCUGUAUCUUUGUAGUGACUGGGUGUAUUGAUACACCAUCCAAAGUGUAAUUAACAACUUCACCAUGCUGAAAGGGAUAUUCAAUGUCUGCUUUUUUUAUUUUGACCCAUCUACCAAUAGCUGCCCUUCUUUGCGAGGCAUUGGAAAACUUCCCUGGUCUUUGUGGUUGAAUCUGUGUUUAAAAUUCACUGCUUGACUAAGGGGCCUUACAGAUAAUUGUAUAUGUGGGGUACAGAGAUGAGGUAGUCAUUCAAAUCAUGUUAAACACUAUUGCACACAUAGUGAGACCAUGUAACUUAUGUGAGUUGUUAAGCAAAUGUUCACUCCUGAUCUUAUUUAGGCUCGUCAUAACAAAGGGGUUGAAUACUUAUUGACUAAAGACAUUUUUUUUUAUUCAUUUGUAAAAACAAAAAUAUAUAUAUACAUUCCACCAACAUUAUGGGGUAUUGUGUGUAGGCCAGUGACAAACAAUCAACAUUUAAUCAAUUUUUACAUUCAGGCUGUAACACAAAAUGUGGAAAAGGUCUAGGGGUGUGAAUCAAUCAAUCAAUCAAAUCCGCAGAUGUCACAAAUUGCUAUACAGAAACCCAGCCUAAAACCCCAAACAGCAAGCAAUGCAGAUGUAGAAGCACGGUGGCUAGGAAAAACUCCCUAGAAAGGCAGAAACCUAGGAAGAAACCCAGAGAGUAACCAGGCUCUGAGGGGUGGCCAGUCCCCUUCUGGCUGUGCGUGGUGGAGAUUAUAACAGUACAUGGCCAUUGAAGGCCAGAAUUUUCUCCAAGAUGUUCAAACAUUCAUAGGUGACCAGCAGGGUCAAAUAAUAAUCACAGUGGUUGUAGAGGUUGCAACAGGUCAGUACAUCAGGAGUAAAUGUCACUUGGCUUUUCAUAGCCGGGCAUUUAGAGGUUGAAAUAGCAGGUGCGGUAGAGAGAGAGAGAGUUGAAAACAGCAGGUCUGGGACAAGGUAGCACGUCUUGUGAACAGGUCAGGGUUCCAUAGCCGCAGGCAGAAGAGUUGAAACUGUAGCAGCAGCACGACCAGGUGGACUGGGGACAGCAGGAGUCAUCAGGCCAGGUAGUCCUGAGGCAUGGUCCUAGGGCUCAGGUACUUCCGGGAGGGAGAGAGAGAGAGAAUUUGAGGGAGCAUACUUAAAUUCACACAGGACACCAGUUAAGACAGGAGAAUAACACUUUCUGAAUACUUUCAGAAGGCACUGUAAUUUUACAAUGGUGUUACUAGUGAAAUGACAGUAACUGCACAGGUAUAGGAGCAACCACAUCUCAUCAUGGAAGCGGUGACACCCACCUGUGGAAGGGUCUUUGUGACCUCGUUGGCUUCGUCUUUCUUCUCCAGGGGAAAUGUAGGCCUGUCUGCAGUGUGUGCCUACGACAUGUUGUCAGUUGAAAAGGUGUUCUCCAAUGGGAAGUACAUGCAGAAAGCCACAGUGGAACAGUCUCACACCAAGUGGGUGAGGUACAACGGAAACACCCCCACCCCUCGCCCAGGAGCUGUAAGUGUUGCUUGCUGAAAUCACCUCCUAAACAUAACUACGAAAUUUACAUUUUAAACAUGUUUCCCCACUGUUUUCCAUUGACCCUAAUUUUUUGGGGGGGGAUUGAAUUGUGUAAUAUUUGGAUUGGGUUAGACCAUUCAUAGCAUCACCCCCCUCUCACUCUUAUCCAUCUGUAGUGUAUCAACAACCACAACCGUCUCCAGAACAUCAACAGCUCUCUCCACCUGCCUGAUAAGACACUACAAUUUGUAAAAGACCAUCCCCUACUGGAAGACCCCGUCCUUCCCAUCGGCAACGGGCCCAAACUCAUCACCAAGGACGUCAACUACACCCAGAUCGCUGUGGAGAGGGUGCAGGCGCUGGACAACAACGUAUAUGACGUCAUAUUCACCGGGACCGGUAGGCGCGAACGGGUCUCGGGGGGGGGGCUGGCUGAGGUUCAGAGGAUAGUGUUGUGUGGAGUUGGUGUUAAUUCCAUUUCAGUUCAGUUAAUUACUAUUUUCCUCGUUGUUGUGAAAAGUGCUUCUUUGGUGGGACUAUUAUUACGAUCAACUCUCAGCUCCUGAUUAAGGGACAUCUUUCAGUCGUUGAUAUGGCGGUAACAUGUUUCCCCCUCUAACCCUUUAGAUAAAGGAAUCCUGCACAAAUCAGUGGUGUAUGAAGGAGAGGUCCAUACAGUAGAAGAGAUUCAGCUUCUCCACAACUCUGAGCCUAUCAAGACCUUGCUUCUGUCAUCACAAGGGGUAAGUCACAGUGAAAUAUGGAAGGAGACUCUCAUAUCUCUCACGGAAAUCGAGUUCUCAUCUACUGUGAUGACAAUAACACUAAAACAAUACAGCUGAGGAAGACGUCGAAACGUCAGUCACCUGUUCGCAUCCUGUACAAUGGAUUAAAGUGAGCAAAAAUAAAUAAAUCUGUCUUUUUUUGUUAACUGCUCCAACUCCUUUUUUUUAAAUCUCAAAUUAGUCCUUUUCUACGUUUUUCUUGGUAAGCCAUUCCCAAUAAAACUAAGCUAUUGAAUACACAAGACGGUAAUUGGUGCGUAUCAGACGUGGCUUUUCUCUGCAUCUUCACUAUUACCAUAUUAUCAUUACACUUCGCUUUUAUCAGUAGCAUUUCAUUCUUAUUAUUCAAGUUAUUACCUCUAAAUAUUAGUCUGGUAUACAAACUAAGAAAUGUGAGAUUGGAAUUCCGAAAGAACACAGAUUCAGGUUUUGACGCACUAAACAUAAAUCAAUAAAUAAAUAAUACAUCAGUCCGAUUUAUGUUUUUGCCCCCACUUUUUCUAACAAUUCACAUAACGUCACCAAAGCUGCUGCGGUCAUUCUCUGUGACAACAUGUUGUUCAAAGUUUCUAAAGAGGACGCAGUACUGAGAGAAAUCAUAUAUUACUGGAAAAAUAAUAUGCUACUGACAAUAUUAGGUUAUAGGCUAUGCAUUCUAUAGGAUGAAUCGUGAAAGGACCUUGGCUAUGUUUAAUUCAGUUGCACCUCGAGGAAACGCAAAACUGGCACCUGUUGUCAUUGUGUUGUGUGACAAAAUUGCACAUUUCUGGUGGCCUUUUAUUGUCCCCAGCACAAGGUGCACCUGUGUAAUGAUCAUGCUGUUUAAUCAGCUUCUUGAUAUGCCACACCUGUCAGGUGGAUGGAUUAUCUUGGCAAAGGAUAAAUGCUCACUAACAGGGAUGUAAACACAUUUGUGCACAAUUUGAGAGAAAUAAGAUUUUUGUGCCUAUGGAACAUUUCUGGGAUCUUUUAUUUCAGCUCAUGAAACAUGUUGCGUUUUAUAUUUUUGUUCAGUGUAUAUAGUUUAAAACUAAUAGGCCUAGGCCUAUUCGAGGAGAGAAGCAUCGAUCAAUCCUCUUGCUUGCUGAAUGGCUGUAGUAUAGGCUAUAAAUACUCCCGCUAUUAGGUAAAGUUUAUCUACAUGAAAAUAAAGUGAAUUAUAAAAAAAUAUACCCCAAAAUGAAUGUAGGCCUAUUUAAAUGUCUUUGAGGGUUAUUUUAUUUUCAUGGCGGUUUUCAUCCAUAACCGUCAGUUACACGGUAUUCAGUUACCAUCACAGACUUAUGUGCCUGGUUGUGUUCACAGACGAGGUCCCUGUAUGCUGGCUCUGACUCGGGCGUGGUGCAGUCUCCUACUGCGUUCUGUGACAAGUACCCAUCCUGUUCAGACUGUAUCUUGACCCGGGACCCUUACUGUGCCUGGGACCCAGACUCCUCCACCUGUGUCAACAUCUUCCACACCCAGGGCCUCACACACCGGUAACACUCCUUUCAUUAUGGCAUUAGGAUUAUCAGCACAAUGCAAAACCUACAUGUUUUUACUGCCUCAGAGUAACCCAGUCCAUCCUGUUUCUCCGACUACAAGCCUGGAAGUGUCAACCCUUGUCUACUUUGUGAUGUAUGUUUACUUAAUGUCUGUUGUGUUUGUUUUUCAGGAACUUGAUCCAGAGCCUUAACGGUGAUGCAGACAAGUGUCCCUCAGGUAUGUAGCUCUGCGUCUUAACGUGACCAAAGUCUCUGCAUACUGACUAGCUAUUGGCAGACCCAGGAUGCAGUGCUAACAGUGAACAAAUACACUCAUUUAGGAAUGUCUUUAUAUCGCUUUAGUUCAAGUUUAAUUGCCAUAUAAACAUCUUACUCACCAGAGCUUUUGUCAUUAAACACAGCAUUAAAAAACAGCAAGAAAGUUCAGGAAAGAUAUAGUAACACCCACCCCUCUCUUCAGAGAGUAAACUCCUCCUCCUCCUCCUCCUCACAGCGCCAGGUCUCUCUGUGGAAGACUACCAACGUGUGACAGUUAAACCAGGGAGCUCAGCUGAGCUGCCAUGCCUGGUUCAGUCCAACCUGGCCAUGGUGGUCUGGAAGGUGAACGGCAGCACCAUGACCGAGGCCUCCAAGUUCCACCUGAUGGGUGAGACAGGUCUGCUCAUUUACAGCGUGGCCCCAGAGGACCAGGGCCUGUACGAGUGCUGGUCACUGGAGUGGGCCCCUGUUGCAGGGAAGAACUUCAGCCGCCUCCUGGGUGGGUAUGUCCUAGGCCUGGAUGUCCCCAGGAGGCCUUCACCGCGAGGCCACCCCCCUCAGACAGUCACCCUCAGCUCCGCUCACCCCCACCACCAGUCCACCGCUGCCGCUGAAGGUAAUAACGGUAACACCGUGAGACCCCUCCCACUAACUUCAGCCCCUCCCAGCUCCACCGCCCUCACCUCACCACCACCCACUCACAGCGCCUCGUCAUCACUAACCACGCCCCCCAGCAGCAGCACCGCCAGGCUUCAGCCCAAGCUCCUUCCCCCCAGCUCCAGCGGCGCCGAUGAGACCCGGGACCCUGCGACAGAGUACCUCCAACACGACAGCAGCAGCACUUUCCUCUUCCUCUUCCUCCUCUUCUUCCUCCUCUUCUUGGCUGCCUUGGUCUACAACUGUUACAUGCAGUACCUACCAGGGCCGUGUCUUCGUCUGCGUGCGGCUCUGUUGGGAAGCCAGAAGAAGCCCCAGCCUGAGUAUUUAGCCUGCGAGGCCGGCCUCAUGGAGCCUGUCACGGUAGAGAAGCUGGACGUAAAGGAUCAGAUCCACCUGAAUCAGAACGGGGCACAGCUCCGAGCCCUGAGAGACACCGGCUACGAGACCGAGCCAGAGUGUAGCAACGGCAGGAUCCCCUGUCGCAGCUACGGGGGGGAAGACAGUCCUUCUAAAGAGAAGCCCUUUGACGUAGGACUGUGACUCACAGCCCAUUGAAUAUGCAGACGCGGAUCUAGACGUGUCACCGUACUGAAAGAUACACAUCCCAGCUUCUCUCUUUACUAGUGAAUAUUAAGGCUUGUUAUUUAUAGGGGUACUCUCCCUCGUUGUCUCUCUCUACAUAGUGGGCCUAUAUAUACAAACCUGUGUGUUAUACAUGGGUAAACGUAAGCUCAGUGGCCACCUCUCUUUCAGAAGGACAGACAGAGGCAGAUUACUUCAGUUAUUAGGAGGUCAAGUCACACAUCCCGCUUGCCUUCAGAGAUUCUCUUACUCACUCUACAUACCCCAAGAUCAAUACAAUCUAGGACCUACUAACUAAAUAUUAAAAUCAUAGCCUAAUCUCUGUGCAAACCUGUAACCCUCUCUCUCUGCAUUUUCCAGCAAGAAACGCUGAUUUUUAUUCCAAAUUGGAAACAUUGUUUACCAAAUUGGUAAGUUAACUUGAUGUUUUCCAAAUUGGAGCCUUUUAGUUAUUUUUUUUAUACAAUGCGGGGAAAACUCUUCUAACGCUUGUUUAUUUUUUUCUGAAUGUUCAGUGAAUAAGGCUAUUUGAUAUAGUAGGUCAGCUGCUUUCCCUCCCAACCUCUAGUACGUUCUCCUAUAGAACCUCUAGUACGUUCUCCUAUAGAACCUCUAGUACGUUCUCCUAUAGAACCUCUAGUACGAUCUCCCAUAGAACCUCUAGUACGAUCUCCCAUAGAACCUCUAGUACGUUCUCCUAUAGAACCUCUAGUACGUUCUCCUAUAGAACCUCUAGUACGAUCUCCCAUAGAACCUCUAGUACGAUCUCCCAUAGAACCUCUAGUACGAUCUCCCAUAGAACCUCUAGUACGAUCUCCUCUAGAACCUCUAGUACGAUCUCCCAUUGAACCUCUAGUACGAUCUCCUCUAGAACCUCUAGUACGAUCUCCUCUAGAACCUCUAGUACGAUCUCCUCUAGAACCUCUAGUACGAUCUCCCAUAGAACCUCUAGUACGAUCUCCCAUAGAACCUCUAGUACGAUCUCCCAUAGAACCUCUAGUACGAUCUGUAAAUUCUCAGGGACGGUUCGUUAGUUCGCUCUAAGCCUUGUUCACUACAAUGGGAGGGUGGUGGUUAGAAAAAGGUAUGUGAUAAACAGAUAAAACCACUGGUGGCCAGUGACUGACUGAAGGAAGAGGUGUGGUACGACUGUGGUAUGAGAUCUAUAGAUAUUUAUACAACGGGUGGGUGUAAUCCUGGACGCUGAUUGGUUAAAACCGCAUUCCAACCGGUGUCUAUUCCACAAGUUACCACUGGCUAAAUCUAUGACGUUGAAAUGCCUAUUUACUCUGUUCCAUCUGACUGCGCAAGCCACUGUCUCAUCAGCCCAGCCAGACAAUUCAUAAACUUGAUCUCCACUAUAAAAAGCAUCUAGACAUUAUCUCCCAUUUCUUUAAGACUAGCAAUUGGUUUUCAAUAGUCUGUCUCUCUGACAUUUGCAACAUUGUUUCAGUAUUGAAAUUCGAUCUCCAGCUGUCCCAUAGUAAUGAACGUGUCGGGAUGAGACAGACAGACAGGCAGCUUUUCUCAGCCAGUCCAAAUUGUGAAUCAGCAUCAUUUUUAUGGAUGUAUACAAAGAAAUGUCAAUAGAAAACAGGUCAAAUGAAACGAAGUGCAGCUAGUUUGCGGUCUUUCCAGCUUCAGUUUGAAGUGAUUGUGUUCGCUGUGUUGUUGGCUAGCUCCUCUGAACAACAGUGUCCUGACAAGAGAGCACAUAUUCUAUGCCAGGUGAAAUCGCGCCUCAUUAGCUCAUUGUUAUGGAUGUAUCCAAAUAAAUGUCACUAGAAAACAGCUUAAACAAAUGCAAAUGUAGCUACUUUGUUGUUAUUCUGGCUGCACCGUUUGACGUGACUGUAAAUUAGCUAGCUAGCAAUAACUUAGUGAGAAUAACUUUGCCAGCCAGUAUGCCAAUAGAACAUUUAGAACGAACGACUGGGUCGUGUCCAAAGAUACAGAACAAAAAGACUGAAGGACUGGGUCGCGUCUCUGGCAACCGAACCAAUAGAACAAAUGACCAGCCGGCUUGGGUAGCAACCCUAGAUUUGUGUCGGGACUAUAUCUUGUGGAAGGAUGAAAUAGUAUGAAUAAAUUAAUCCAAAUAACGUUUUUAAUGAAAAUAUGUAAAUCAUUAUUUGAAUAUGUUGGUAACCCGUUGUAUAAAAGUGAUAAUGCCGUCAAAGCCGGUGUUUGGAGGACAUAUUUGCACGGUUUUCAAUUUUGUCUCGGGCCUAACAACACUCGUGCCAAUAUAUCCUCCAAACACCGGCUUCUCGGGCAUUAUCACUUAAAUCUAGUUUUAUCCCUUACAUGUUUGACAAGGACAAUAUUAAAAACAGAGGGGCCUGGGUCAGAUUAAGCAUAUGAGGCAUCAUCAGCUGUUUUAUGAAAGGAGGACGUGGUUUUGGUAAUCAUCAGCUGUUUUAUGAAAAGAGGACGUGGUUUUGGUAAUCAUCAGCUGUUUUAUGAAAGGAGGACGUGGUUUUGGUAAUCCUGUUUCAUGCUGCGACGAAAUAAGGCAAAAUGCUGAAGUGAGUGAUCGUGACUCACUAGAUGACAACGACGGAGAAUGCUGGACACUCAAACCACUGCUGUCUGAAGCAGACCUCUCCAGAGCUACACUGCUCCAUUCCAACUCUGUUUCUCUUAAUCUCCUGUGAAUCCACAAUUCCAAUGGUACGAAGACACGUGAACUCUGGCGUCAUAUUUACUAGACAUGAUCUUCCUCCAUAUUAACCUGUAUUGGUUAGUUUCCCCCACUGGUCAGUAUGUACAGUUUGAGUCCAAAUUAAGCUUCUCUAACGCUAGAUGCUUUGGAAAAAAGAAAAGGUGAAAUAUUAAUAAAGCAUUUCUGUUUUCUUUGUCCUUAGAACAUGGGCACUGAAAGUAAUCAGAUGUUUUUUAUUUAAUGAAGCUUUAAUUUUUACUCUUUUUAAAGAUUAUGGUUAUUUAGUGAUAAAAACUGUCAGACCUGUAUUAGUAUGUUUUAAUUUAAUUUUUGCGUAGUAAUGUUAUUUUCUUCAUUUCACUGGAUUUAUUGGUUCACAAAGCCUCUUUUUAAUAGUUAGACCUAUAGCCUCCCCUCCUGUGUCUGUCUGUUUCACACAUUUCUCUUACUGCCUGGCUGUUGUCCUUAGAGAACUCUCCUUUCUCUUCUUCGGCUCUCCCCACCUCCUCCCUCUCUCCCUCACAGCCUCCUCCUCUGCUGUUCCUCCUCUCUCUCCUGUCGACACUUCCUCAUCCCUGUCCACCUCGGGAAGUAGUCCCUGUCUCCCUCCUUCCUCCACCUCCUCUGAGGGGUUAGGGGUGUGCCUGCUGCCCCCGUCCCUCCCGGACCAGGCUUGGGGGGUUCAGGCUCAGGAGGCCUUCCUGCUCUUCUGUCUGGCCGUGGGUGAGUGGUGCCUGUUGUGAUCGCUCUCUCUCUCUCUCUCUCGCUCCGCACCUUGCAUGUGACCUUCUCCCCUCAGACUCACACAUCAACCAACCCCCUACAUACCUACCUACCUUUCUACCCUAACCUGGGAUGUGUUCAGAUCCUCAAAACAAGUGAGCCAUGUGUUCUUCUGACCCCGUUAAAUCCGAUAGGAUGACGGUACAAAUCUGAACAAUAAUGUGAUGAAAAGGUAGAUGUUUUUGUGUUGAUAAGGUACAGUAGAUCAGCUCAAUGUGUAUUUGAUUGAUCAAGUUGUCUCAAAGGUUUUAGUUCCAUAUUUUUGCAAAUAUAAACUUGCACCAUUUUGUAUCUCUUGUUAUUGGCAAAUCUGACCUGAGACUGAUAUAUUUAAUUGGAAACGAGGCGAGAGGUGUCUUUAUAAGAACAAAGGACUCUUUUUGGUACUUUUUAAGCUCAAUGUGUCAAUUAUUGAGUUUCAAUACGAUCUAAUACUAGAACUUUUGCCUGUACAGUGUAUAUAUUUGUGUAUAUAUGGAAUAUACUUUUUUGAAGAUGUUCAUAUAUCCAAACAGACAUUCUGAGGCUACUGUUGGUAGCUACUGAAGUUUUAAUAAAUCCUGAUUUCAAAUGUUUUGAACAUUAGCCUACUGGUUUGUUUAACUGUCAUAAUGCUAACAUGUGCAAACCAAGCUGACUAGGUUACAUUAUACACACACAAACAGGAAAUGUAAGAAGAUAAGCUUCUGAUUUGAUUAAAGUUUAGUCUUGAUGACCUUUUUUUGAAAGAUUAAAAUUGCAAACAUUGAAAAAACGAAUUGACUGAAUGUGAUCUUUUGAAAACAAAUGAAAAGGCCAUCGGAGAACAUUUGCACAAGUCAUUCACCUCACCGCAAAUUAAGUUCUCCCUCAAUCACGAUUGAAUGUUAAACUAUUCUGACGCACAAAAGGAGUACAUGUAUUUGGACUCAAAUCUGCACACUAGAUCCUAGGCAGUAUUUAGAAUGAAGUGGUCCACAGUAAUAUAUGCUAUCGGAUUAGAGUCUGAAAAACUGUAUGGAUUAAGUUCGGAAUGAUGAGUCCUUUCUGCGCUGAGGAUCUGUUCGAAACAGAUCUGUCCGGUAUUUCUAUGAUAGCAGACCCAGGAGUUCAUUUGGGGGGUGAGCGCUUAGAAUUGACGUGCCUCCACAUCAGUUUUAUUGUGAAAAAGCACCCACCUGGUCUACGGAAAUAAAACCUUCAGUAAAACCACAGACUUUAAUUUAUCUAAUUCUAUCGGCUCCCUGUCAUGAUUAUAGAAGGCAACCCUUUGCAAACCAUUUUGGGCUGAAACAUUGUGAACCAGAAUAGUAUGGCAGUACUAUAGCAUCGCUCUAUAGUAAGCGGUUAAGGAGCCUAGCUGGAGAAACAUAGGGCCGGGUUCCUGGACAGAGAUGAAGCUUAGCCCUGGACUAAAAAGCAUGUUCACAAUAGAGACUCUCCAUCCAAGGUCCAUAUGAAGUCCCAUUAUGUUCCUCAGGUCCCAGUGAUCUCCACAUUCACUGGCAGGUGAACGGGGCCCACCUGGAGACGCCCGUCACAGAGUACCGUCACCCCCUGGUCCACGGGGACCCCGAUGGAGAAGUGCUGGUGAGCAGCUGGGUGAGAGAGAGGGCCCUGGUCAAGGACUCCAGCUACCAGUGUGUCGCUGCGUCCAGCGCAGGAAAUGACACGUCUAAAGUGGACCUCAACAUCCUCAGUAGAGGUAGUGAUCAGGGAUGGCUGGGAUAGCUACAUGUUUAUCUUGCUCCCCUCUCUACAUAAGCUCCUGCCUGCAUGAUUGAACGAGUCCUAUGAAUGAGUCCUCGUAUGGCCUGAUGUCAAAUGAUGCAGUAGAUUCUAGAAAAUCAAUGCAAAUCUUAUUAACAAGGACAGGGGUGUAAUCAUUAGAUACGGUUGCAAAAUGUUGCAAAAAAUGAGUUUCUAUUGGACAAAUUCAAGUAGGUCCCUCCCCGUUUCGUUCCAUUUGCUUCCGUUUAAGAAACGUUUUGCAACAGAAUUCGGCGUAAUCAAUACGCCCCCAGGUAAUCCUCGAUUACAAGGGUUGUGUUCAUUAGGGCACACAACGGAAAAUGGUUUGCAAGUCCAGGUGUUAAUUCUUUACCGUUUCAGUACAUUUUCUUUCCGUUUGUUGCCUAAUGAACAUGACCCAAUUCUCUGAAUUCAACUGAUAUUACAGGAGUCAAGUGUCAUACAGUAAGUUUUGUUUUUGAUAAACAGAUGAAGACAGUAUUCCAUCCAGAGAUAUGAGCCAAUGGAGGGGUGCCCUCUCAGAACAUGAAAAACUGCUAAAGAGAUGGAAAAGAGCUUGGGUAGGUUUAUAUUCACUAAGCACAAAAUCAUUGCGAAAGUAGUGAACUUAGAUUGGGGUGUUUUGUGUGUGUCAGAAACUGCAGUGCAACUAAAGAUAUUUGAAUAAAAAAAUGUUUUUAUAAUGUUGGGGAAAAAUACAUUUGAUAAAAGCUUCAUAACGCUGCCUGAGCAUGUGCGUGACAGAUUACAUAACACAUGAUUUAGAAGCCACCCUGAACUCACGCAUGCUUUUUAACUUUGCGUGUCAACUAUUGAUGGCUCUGCAUGUCUGUUUAGGGCUGGGGCCAAGGGGGAGUGGUUUGAACAUUGUGCUCCCCUUAGAACACUGCAGAGGUGAUGAAUUCCAGUGAAUCAGGAAAUGAAAGCCCCAUACUUCUACACAGUUCAACAAUAGUCCACUAUUUAAAACGGCACAAAAAUGUGGUUGUUUCCUGGUUCAACCUUGUAUGUGUCUAGGGCAAGGAUCAUCAACUAGAUUCAGCUGCGGGACAAUUUAUUUAUUGAGCAGAUAGUCAGGGGGCCGGAACAUAAUUACAGAUCAUUUGUAGACUGCAAAAUUGACCUCAAGAAGCCCAAACAGAUAUAAAAUUUGACAAAAACAUAAUCAUUACAAUGUCAAUUUACUUUUAAUCCGGCUGUCUGCAUAUUUCAAGACAUGGCAUAUGAGGGUGCAGUGAGACACCUGAUGUGUUGGAUGAUACUUUUCUCGUCAAUCAUCUUGAAAAAACGUAUACUUAAAAACUGGAAAUCAACCAAUCCUCCGUCGUUAGCACAAUGGAAAGGUCAAAUGCUUUAUCAUCUAAGUGUUGAAAGUGCGUGGGCGACGGCAGUUUGAGGCCAUGUGGCGGAGAGUGACGUGUGCACUGGAGAUGGGGGUGUGGGCAUGUGGGUCUGGGCAGGUGAUGUAGUUAAUGUUUGUUGAAUGUUAAUUUGUAUGUGUAUUUGUAUUGUUUACCAAAAUAAAAUCUUACACACAAAACAUCCCAAAAAAUACAAUAAUUUCAAACCUGCAUUUGUAUACAAUAACAUACAGUUGAAGUCGGAAGUUUACGUACACUUAGGUUGGAGUCAUUAAAACUUGUUUUUCAACCACUCCACAAAUUUCUUGUUAACAAACUAAAGUUUUGGCAAGUCGGUUAGGACAUCUACUUUGUGCAUGACACAAGUGAUUUUUCCAACAAUUGUUUACAGACAGAUUAUUUCACUUAUAAUUCACUGUAUCACAAUUCCAGUGGGUCAGAAGUUUACAUACAAUAAGUUGACUGUGCCUUUAAACAGCUUGGAAAAUUCCAGAAAAUGAUGUCUUGGCUUUAGAAGCUUCUGAUAAGCUAAUUGACAUCAUUUUGAGUCAAUUGGAGGUGUACCUGUCGAUGUAUUUCGAGGCCUACCUUCAAAAUCAGUGCCUCUUUGCUUGACAUUAUGGGGAAAUCAUCCAAGACCUCAGAAACACAAUUGUAGACAUCCACAAGUCUGGUUCAUCCUUGGGAACAAUUUCCAAACGCCUGAAGGUACCACGUUCAUCUGUACAAACAAUAGUAUGCAAGUAUAAACACCAUGGGACCACGCAGCCAUCAUACCGCUCAGGAAGGAGACUUGUUCUGUCUCCUAGAGAUGAACGUACUUUGUUGCGAAAAGUGCAAAUCAAUCCCAGAACAACAGCAAAGGACCUUGUGAAGAUGCUGGAGGAAACAGGUACAAAAGUAUCUAUAUCCACAGUAAAACGAGUCCUAUAUCGACAUAACCUGAAAGGCCGCUCAGCAAGGAAGAAGCCACUGCUCCAAAACCGCCAUAAAAAAGCCAGAUCGUACUUUUUGGAAAAAUGUCCUCUGGUCUGAUGAAACAAAAAUAGAACUGUUUGGCCAUAAUGACCAUCGUUAUGUUUGGAGGAAAAAGGGGGUAGAUUGCAAGCCAAAGAACACCAUACCAACCGUGAAGCACGGGGGUGGCAGCAUUAUGCUGUGGGGGUGCUUUGCUGCAGGAGGGACUGGUGCACUUCCCAAAAUAGAUGGCAUCAUGAGGAAGGAAAAUAAUGUGGAUAUAUAUAUAUAUAUAUAUAUAUAUAUAUAUAUUGAAGCAACAUCUCAAGACAUCAGUCAGGAAGUUAAAGCUUGGUCGCAAAUGGGUCUUCCAAAUGGACAAUGACCCCAAGCAUACUUCCAAAGUUGUGGCAAAAUGGCUUAAGGACAACAAAGUCAAGGUAUUGGAGUGGCCAUCACAAAGCCCUGACAUCAAUCCUAUAGAACAUUUGUGGACAGAACUGAAAAAGCAUGUGCGAGCAAGGACGCCUACAAACUGACUCAGUUACACCAGCUCUGUCAGGAGGAAUGGGCCAAAAUUCACCCAAUUUAUUGUGGGAAGCUUGUGGAAGGCUACCCGAAACGUUUGACCCAAGUUAAACAAUUUAAAGGCAAUGCUACCAAAUACUAAUUGAGUGUAUGUAAACUUCUGACCCACUGGGAAUGUGAUGAAAGAAAUAAAAGCUGAAAUAAAUCAUUCUCUCUACUAUAAUUUGGACAUUUCACAUUCAUAAAAUAAAGUGUUGAUCCUAACUGACCUAUGACAGGGAAUUUCUACUAGGAUUAAAUGUCAGGAAUUGUGAAAAACUGAGUUUAAAUGUAUUUGGCUAAGGUGUACGUAAACUGUAUCUCUCUCUCUCUAUUAUGAGUGGGAAUACUUUGCAACAGAUUUCCAAAAUUAAAAUCACUUGGAGUGGAUUUGCUGGUGUUUUUAAAGUAUUUUAUGUCCAACAAACAAAAUGACUUUGAUUGUUUUGUUGGACAUAAAAGACUGUAAAAAAACCAACAAAUCAGCUCCAAGUGAUUUUAAUUUAGGAAAUCUUCUACUGCAGUAGACCCUUCUACAUUAGAUAAAGAAGGAGUUGGGGAACCCUGGUCUAGGGGUUGUGUUCAAAACAAGAAUUACCUUACUACCUGGCUAGGGUUUACUGACUGGUAGUAACACCUUCAACAUUCCUGACCAAAGUCCAAAACAUUUUGAAGUGCAGUCUGUCUUUCGUAACAACUGACCUAACUGUGGGCUUGAUUACACUUUAACACACUAUUUGUUUUACAUUGUCCAAUUCCUCCACCUGUUGUAGCUUCCUAGCGGCAGAAGGUAACAAGUGUAAGGUAUUACUGAUCUGCAUUCUCUACAGUAUGUAUCUCUCCUCCAAUAGGAAAGCUGUGAGGGUCAAGGUGCUCUCUGAGGUCACCUAAGCUCCACUGUAAUUGGCUCUUAAGCCAGGCUUCAGCCCAGGUGACCCUACCUGACCUUGGUCCAAAAAUGUCACAUUAUGACAUGUGACAUGGCGCUAUUCUCGCCGUUGGACGCCUGAAGCAAGGCUUCAACCUCCGGCUUCGGUUCUGCAGUGUUCACAUGUUGUGGCGCAUCAAAGAUAUCCUAUAAUGUUACAGGCCCUUCAUACAGGCUUUAGCAUAGGCCUUAGUCUUCCCCCUUACUGACUGACUGACUGAAUGGGACUGGGCAGAUCAGUUGACUGAUUCCCAGUGAAAGCAGAAGAAUCUCUGUGACUGAGCGGCGGCAUGCAGUGUCAGAUAUCUCCACAGUGUCAGAUAUCUUCACUCAGUGAUCGGACUUUCUUUUUCUACUGUGUUAGCAGUGUCCAUUUUGUCUUUCUUUC